AUCUCGCGAUGGAGGGCGGAGGAGGUACACCCCCAGAAAUGCUCAAAGAAGAAAGUCAGUUAAAACAUGUUCUACCCACAAGUCUUGAAGCCAACAGUUUGAAGAAAAGCAAUUGGGGGUUCUUAUUUACUGGGAUUGUUGGCGGGACAGUAGUGGCAGUGUAUGCUGUAGCUACUCCAUUUAUAACACCAGCCCUCCGAAAAAUAUGCUUGCCUUUUGUACCUGCAACUACAAGGCAGGUUGAAAAUGUUGUGCAAAUGUUGCGAUGCAGAAGAGGAUCCCUGGUGGACAUUGGUAGCGGCGACGGACGCAUUGUGAUAGCAGCUGCCAAGGAAGGAUUCACAGCUGUUGGUUAUGAAUUAAAUCCAUGGCUAGUUUGGUACUCCAGAUACCGUGCUUGGCGAGAAGGUGUGCAUGGAUCUGCCAAAUUUUACAUUUCAGAUUUGUGGAAGGUCACGUUCUCGCAGUACUCAAACGUCGUUAUUUUUGGUGUGCCUCAGAUGAUGCCGCAGUUGGAAAAGAAACUUGAACUCGAACUUGAGGAUGAUGCGAGAGUCAUUGCUUGCCGCUACCCUUUCCCGCACUGGAUCCCGAACCAUGUCACCGGAGAGGGGAUAGAUACCGUGUGGGCAUAUGACGUGAGCACUUUUAGAGGAAAUCAAAAGAGGCCCUGAAAAUCGAUGCAUUUCCAGUCGGUCAUUCCAAUAUAAACUUUACUGAGAGUGCUUUUCAGAAAUGUUGGUGGUCAUCUUUGAUUUUAUAGAGACUUACAGCUGUGCCUUUAGCAACAGAGUGUAUUUUUCUUUGGUAUGAAAUGAGAAACUACUAUUACUUUCCUUACCUUUUUAGAGGAAACAAACAGAAGUUAAGAAGAACAGGUAGAUUUAAAGUCCCCUUUUGACUUUUCAUGCGCUUGGAUGCAUGAAAAUAUGAGUAAGUGCCGGUCGUGUUCAUGGGUAGGAAAGAUGUCAACAGCUCUUGACAUAAUAAACAAGGUGCUUUCAUGCCACAGAUGAGGAGAAACAACUUUUAAAGAAAGCAUGUAUAAGUAAAUGUUUGUGGUUUCCUAUAACUUUGUUCAUAUUUAAGAUUUAUCUUUUUUUUCUGUACUUCAUGGCAAAAUUAAUUUUCUAAAGAAUUCAGAGAGGCAUUUAUAUUUUAUAACAUUUAUUUAAAAUAAUUUGUUCCAAGGCUAGUGGAUUACUGUAUUUUAUCAAAUCUAAGCUGUAUAUAUGUAUAUGCAUAUAUGUGUGUGUAAUUGUGUAUAUACAUACACACAUUUUAACAUUGCUGAAAUUAUGACACACCUUUCAACUGAAGGUGUUUUAUAGGUUUAAAUGAUGGUGGUGUACAUUAUGAUGUAGUUUGAUAGCAUCUUAGAUUUGAUGAAAUAUGGUAUACAGAGACCACACAUGAUAUAGUGGAAUAGUUGGUAAUGAUUUAAUAGAAAAAUAAAUGAUUGUGAGCUUUGGUGUAAGCCUGACCUGGGUUCAGAUCCCUGCUUUGUCAUCAGCAAGAAGCCUUGGACACAUGACUUACUGUUUCUGAGCCUUGGUUUUCUGAGUAUCUCUCCCAUUGGACUAAUAAUACACUGAACAGGGGACUAGAGACCAAUUUGUAAAACUUGUAGCACAUAGUCUUUGGUCCAUAAAGGGUAUUUAUUAUUUUAGACACUUAAGGAAAAGCUUAUUCACAGAAGUUGCAGAUUAUUUCUGCUAGUCACUUCUUUAUUUUAUGAGAGCAGCCACUUAUUUAAUAAUUCUCAUUUAUGAGAGAGACUUAACUGAUUUAGAUAAAAGAUGAGUUAAGGAAACCCUUUGAAUGUGAGUAGACAAUCUUCAUAUAUCUGAAAAAUGAAUGUUGAAUGGUGGCAUGAAUAAUGCCUGCUUAUCACAGAAAAUAAUUGAACUCCCAGUCAUACACCUGUAACCUAAAUACAAAACCGUCUUAACAGAAAUUUAAUAAAGUAAGAUGAUCACAUCUUUAACUAAAUUUUAAAUCAAUUUGAUAAUUUUCGUUUAAAUGAGAACUAUCUGAGGACACAUUCAUUCAUUCAACAAGUAGGUAUGGAGUACCCACUGUGUACUGAGCUCUGUGAUUCCACAGUGAAUAGACAAGCAAAGACCCUGACUCAUGGAAUUCAUAUUCUAGAGAGGGAGACAAGCAAAUAAGCCAGCAGAUUUUAGUGUGUGUGAAGUUCUCUGAAGGAAAUGAAUGGUGUAAUACUAUACAGAGCAACCGUGUGUUUGAGAUGAGGGAAUGUGAUGUUGUGGACAUUUGUCAGGUUUUUGGCUGCUACCAUCUAACCUUUUCCCAACAGCCCCUGACUUCCUCAUGAAGAAUGAAUUUUCUCUUAUGGUGUAUAGUUUUGAUGGGAGGGCAGUUCUUCAUGUCUGCCUCUCACAGUCACCUUCCACCCUAGCCAGUCCUGACAUGUGUCUGGGCACACUUGGAGAGAGAUCCAGUGUAGCUACUUGCUGUGAGCAUGUGGUGGGUAGAGGCAGGGCUUUUUGGAACUUUGGAGGUAUUGUACAGUUUUCUAGAUGUGUUCCUGGUGGAUUUGUGGAGGCAUCGAGCUAUGUGCAGUCAUUUAUAAUUGCCAUUUUUGGAGUAUUGUUUUUAGCUUCCCAAGAAUUAGAUGGUACUUGGUCCUGCAAUCUCAGAGUAAAAAGGACUGUUUCAUAGAAGUGUGAUUCAUGGAGUCUGCAAGACCUUUAAUUGCUUUUUAAAAUUGUGGCUUGUUAAAUAAACUACAAUAAGGAUUUUUGCAUUGCAGGUUAUUAUGGCUUCUAAGGCUGGUUUGAAUUUUCAUCGGUUACUAGGUUAAGGACAUUGAUCAAAUUUGCACAUGAACAGGGCAGGGAAUGAGAGCUUCUUUGUUGGAUGUGAAAAGUAGGAUUCAUGAAUGUCUGUACAGAUUGAAAUCAGGGGCCAGGGCUACCUUGAUAAAAUUUAAAGUUAAAAAAAAAAAAAGAGACAGCUUUGGAUUGAUGUGGCCAACAGGAGCUGUGGUGAACAGACCUGGGGGUUUCCAUCCACAUGGGCCAAUUACUCCAGCACACUCCCAUCUGAGUGCAUAUUGUUCCAGAAGCAUGGCCCACAGGAAUGCAACCCUUGCAUCCCCAGGUGUGCCAGGUGGGCUCAGCCUGUUCUGCCAUUCACACUUUCCUUUUUUUCAAUUUUUUCAAUUUAUUUAUUUAUUUUAAAAAAUUUUUAUCGAAUCAAAAUCAAUUAUACAUAUUUUGGGGGUUCAACAUUGAGAUAUGUUGAUCAAAUCAAUAUUACUAGCAAAUAUAUUGUUACAAAUUUUAAUUAUUCUUUAUGCUACUUGUCCAAUCUCUCCUUAUCUCCGUUUCCCUUCCCCCCCCACCAAUUACCCUAGAUUUCUUCUCUCCUUCUGAAAGAAUAAUGGUUACUCUGUUGAUUUGUUGCCUAGAUGAU
This is a messenger RNA of Cynocephalus volans (Philippine flying lemur), 3441 nucleotides long. RefSeq names its product ATP synthase c subunit lysine N-methyltransferase (gene ATPSCKMT). The transcript is spliced from 5 exons. The coding region runs from base 9 to 674 and encodes 221 amino acids. NCBI's taxonomy places the organism in Eukaryota, Metazoa, Chordata, Mammalia, Dermoptera, Cynocephalidae. Gene Ontology annotation, biological process: positive regulation of proton-transporting ATP synthase activity, rotational mechanism; regulation of mitochondrial ATP synthesis coupled proton transport; peptidyl-lysine trimethylation. Gene Ontology annotation, molecular function: protein-lysine N-methyltransferase activity. Gene Ontology annotation, cellular component: mitochondrion. The record is from RefSeq and is a predicted model, not a curated record.